GUCUCAUAAACGACCAUAAAAACACGCACGGGGACGCGCCGCGGCCGCUGCCAGCCGUGCCGCCGAGAUGGACCAAUCCCCCCCGGCCUGCCUUCAGUGGGAGGGGGACGUUUUCAGCCCGGUACCCCCAACAGGCUCCCAGGGAUUUCCAGCAGCGCCAGGGCCACUCCUGGAGGAAAAAAUACUCCCUCGUCAACCGCCCGCCGGGAUCAGCGUGUGAUGGCGGAAGCGCCGGCGGAUCUCAAGCUUUUGGAAGCCGUGGGGACAACCAGGCCCCUGAGCCACCAGAAUCGUCCCCAGAGAGACAUGUGGACUUGACCACAGAUGGUAAUAUCGUUGUGGGGAUCCAGCUGCCACAGAGGGCUGGCCCGUUUGUAGACACGAAAGAUUUUGCCGCCGUGGGUUCUUACUGUGAGUUUUCUGGGCUGAAAACGGUGGUCGUUGCUCCAGGUGACAGUGGAAACGCGCCGAAAGCCCUGCCCGCCGGCCAAAGCGUGGAGAGAAGACCCUCGCUCUCCAUUUCGUUUAGUUCCUCUCACCGCUUCGUGAGCUCAGCCUACGGGAGCGCGGCGGAGAAGCCUCGAACGGUGCGUCUUGCCGGUGACGCGGCCGGGAGCUUCCCUACCUCCUGUAGAAGCACCAGCGAAAGCGCCGUGACGCUGAAGUCGGAACCUUUGGCGUCGCCGGAUCGUGAGCCGGCUCAGCACUCGGUACGGAGGAAGGCAGAACCACCAGCUCCGGGACAGUCUGGUUGUGAGCAGCUCGGGGAGGCUUUCAGAGAGCCGAAGCUCCUUGGGAAGGGUGAGACAGGCUCUGGAUCCACUCAGGCUGCGGCUUCGGUGGUUGGGGUGACGCCGGUGAAGAGCAGGUUUUCGGUAGUCCCCAAAGCUGGCGGUCUCCAAAGAGCUGCCUCCACAUCCAUCUCCAGCAAAGCUCCGAAGUUCAGGAAAACGAAUUACACGUGGAUCGCAAGCCCUGGUAGAUGCUCUCGUCCUGUGAAGAGAUGGGUCAGCCCUAGAGCUUCUGAAAGUGCCAAGAAGGUGGCCGGUGGAGGGGACAGAGGUGCUAAACUGUCACCAAAAGCAGACUUGGGAGCAAAACUGAAGAAAUCAGGACUGCAGGCCAAACUGGGCGUUUCUCCCAGUAAGUAUAAGUGGAAAGCCUCCAGCCUCCAGACCUCGCCCUCCACCUCCAAGUCAGCGUUCAGGUGGCGAUGCGAGGAUCAGAAAAAACCGCCGGCCCCCAACCUCCCUCGAGCCGGCGCCGCCCCACCGCCUCCGUCCGUUGGUCUCGGCGGGGUGAAGUCGUCCUUCGGCGACGCCGCGUUGUCCAGCUAUAAAGUGAAGAGCCGAACAAAAAUCAUCAAGAGAAAAGGCAACGCGGG
Messenger RNA from Leptosomus discolor (cuckoo roller), 1384 nucleotides. NCBI's taxonomy places the organism in Eukaryota, Metazoa, Chordata, Aves, Leptosomiformes, Leptosomidae. The record is from RefSeq and is a predicted model, not a curated record.